Brienomyrus brachyistius is the source of this 6038-nucleotide messenger RNA. Its product is annotated as adenylate cyclase type 2-like. The coding region runs from base 760 to 4197 and encodes 1145 amino acids. Lineage: Eukaryota; Metazoa; Chordata; Actinopteri; Osteoglossiformes; Mormyridae. The transcript is spliced from 28 exons. Gene Ontology annotation, cellular component: plasma membrane. Gene Ontology annotation, biological process: intracellular signal transduction; adenylate cyclase-activating G protein-coupled receptor signaling pathway; cAMP biosynthetic process. Gene Ontology annotation, molecular function: adenylate cyclase activity. The record is from RefSeq and is a predicted model, not a curated record.
AUUGCACAGAUGACAUUCACAUGCACGCUCGUCUUGACUUGAGUGCGAGUGUAAGUUCUUAUUAAAUCGUUUCCGCGUUUCGCAGGGAGGUUGAAAGCCCGUCUGCAUUAGAUGUGAAGCGCGCACCUUACUGUUAAACAGCGGGAGGCAGCGGAGCCACUGAUAAGGGAGUCGGCGCGUUUCCGUGAACGCAGAAAGAUAACGGGGUCGCCCAAGAUUUCGUUAGGAUGUUAUAACUAGUGUUCCUAGCGGAACUUGCAGUUCUAUGGGAAGCUGUUCUGCCUCUUAACAACCAUCGUUUACAGAUUUUCUAUAUGCAGCUGAUGUAUUAUUCUGAAAAAAUUAUAAACUACUAAAGCUUCAAAUUUUCCUGAGUCGAAGGAGAACGACGCACAUGCAAUUUCUCUUGGCAAGUAGGCACCAGUCUGAGACAAAGCCUUUACUGUGAAGAGGAAGCCGCAGUGGAACAUUACGGGACAGCGGGAGAGGGAGUGAGAGAAAACGUGAGGCGCUUCCUCCCCUCUCUCUUUCCUUUCCCUUUCCUUCCUCUCCAUUGUAGCAUCAUCGCCCCGUGGAGCCCUGCAGGCCAUUGUUUUUUAGCCCCAAGUCUGAGAAGUGCUUUCACGGAGUUGGAAAGAGAAAAGAGAAAAAGGAAGAGAACCACUCAAGAUGUUUUGGAAGAAGAAAAAGAACUGACAGGGUGAGAUCACCAGCGGAGGAAUGAAUGUAUAGGCCUUCAGCCUUUGGAGGGCGACCUGUAUGUGCUUUUCUGGCUGUGUGCAACGCCAACGUGAGCAGGGCUGCACCAUGCCCACCAAGGGCAAGUACCUGCUGAACAACCAAGAGCUGAAACAGGAGGCCCUGUAUCGCAAGUUCUCCUGCAUCAGCCAGUACCAGCUCCUGGUCCUACUACUGGGCCUCACCAUGCUGUCCUGUGCCAUCCUCAUUGUGCUCUUCUUCUCACUGAGACUGGACGCCAGUGAGCACAGCGCCUUUGUGAGCGCCGUCAGCUGCGGCCUCUGUGUCUUCCUGGCCGUCUUCGUGCUGGUUUGCACCGAGUCGCUGUCCCAGCGCUGGAGACGCCUGCUGGGAGUGGUGGUGUGGGCCACCCUGCUCACCAUGAGCUUCACCUUCAUCUUCAGCAGCCACGUCAUCCACGCCUGGGAUCAGGUUCCAUUCUUCCUCUUCAUCAUCUUCACGGUGUACACCAUGUUGCCCUUCCAGAUGUGCUAUGCAGUCCUUCUAAGCGUCAUCUCCUCUCUGUCCCACAUCAUUGUCCUGGCGAUUUACCUCUCUGUCACCAGUCACACCUCCCACCCCAUCCUGGCCAAACAGCUGCUGUCCAAUAUGGUGGUGUUCCUGUGCGGCAGUGCGGUGGGAGCCUUCCACAAGGUGCUGAUGGAGCGAGCUCUCCGGCAGACCUUCCAGGACACCCUGAGCUGCCUGAGCAUCCGCAUGAAGCUGGAGAUUGAGAAGCGGCAGCAGGAGAACCUGCUGCAGUCGGUCCUGCCUGUAUAUAUCUCCAUGAAGAUGAAGCUGGCCAUCAUGGAGAGGCUGCAGGACUGCAAGGACAAGCAGGAACAGCAGCGCCUGGUUCGCGACAACAAUUUCCACAGCCUCUACGUCAAGCGGCACGAAAACGUCAGCAUCCUGUAUGCCGACAUUGUGGGCUUCACCCGGCUGGCCAGCGACUGCUCCCCCAAGGAGCUGGUCAUCAUGCUCAAUGAGCUCUUCGGGAAGUUUGACCAGAUUGCCAAGGAGAACGAGUGCAUGAGGAUCAAGAUCCUAGGGGACUGUUACUACUGCGUGUCCGGUCUGCCUGUGUCGCUGCCCAAACAUGCCAAAAACUGCGUGAAGAUGGGGCUGGACAUGUGCGAAGCCAUCAAGCAGGUGAGAGAGGCCACCGGAGUGGACAUCAACAUGAGGGUGGGCGUACACUCCGGUAACGUGCUGUGUGGAGUGAUUGGCCUUCGGAAGUGGCAGUUUGAUGUGUGGUCACAUGACGUCACCUUGGCCAAUCACAUGGAGGCGGGAGGCUUACCAGGACGUGUCCACAUCACAGAGGCCACCCUGAAACACCUAAACAAGGCGUAUGAGGUGGAGGAAGGCUAUGGCCAUCUGAGGGACCCCUACCUGAAGGAGCAGAACAUCCACACAUACCUGGUCAUCGACCCCCGGUCCAAGGAGCAGUGUCCCAACGACACGUCCAAGGCACGUAUGAGCGACGGCCUGAAGAUGCGCGCCUCGGUGCGCAUGACCCGCUACCUGGAGUCCUGGGGCGCCGUCAAGCCCUUCGCCCACCUGCAGAGCCGUGAGGGCUACGGCACUGAUGCCAUGGUCAAUGGCAAGGUCCGCUGCAAGGACAUUCCACUGAGAUCCAUUCCUUGUUCCAAGAUAACCGAAAGCCUGGAUGAGUCCCUGGAGGAGUCCUUUGUCCCCCCCACCCCUCCCUUCGCCAGCUAUAAGAAUAAAUCCCAGAAAAGUAAGUUUGAUGAGGAGCUCCACAAUGAGAUGACGACGACCAUCGAUGAACUGAGCUCCAGCAAGCAGUGGGUCAAGUCAGAAGAGAUCUGCAGCCUGACACUCUGGUUCACGAAGAAGGAACUGGAGAAGCAGUAUCGUGCCAUUGAUCUUCCAAGUUUCAAGUACUACAUUGGCUGUGCCACCCUCAUCUUCCUCUGCAUCUUUUUAGUGCAAAUGUUUGUCACAAAAGAGCCCCAGAAGCUGGGGGUGUCCUUUGGCGUGCUGGCCUGCAUCCUGCUGCUCAUCCUGGGAGUCUCCUUUGCUGGUCACCUGCAGCGUCUGUUCCCAGAGAAGCUGGCCUCCUGCCAUUGGCUGCCCACCGUGUCUGAGGCGGUGUGUAAGAAACCGUGGGUUCGCCUCCCUCUGGCCAUCCUCUCCACUGCCGUCAUCCUCAUCAUUGCCGUCUUCAAUCUGUGCUUUAUGAGUCACCUGACUCCAUGUGAGGCCAACAGCACGUCCAGCAUCACUUUCCUCAAUGUCAGCCAGCUGCUGGAGAUGGAAGACCUGCUGUUCCACCUGCCUUACUCCGUGUACUGCUGUCUGCUGGCUCUCAUCGCAUGUGGAGUAUUCCUGAGGGUCAGCUUUGAGCUCAAGCUGGCCUUCCUCAUCCUGGCCUCCACGGCCUAUUACAUCAUCAUCCUCAGUGCCGGGGACCACCUCUUCCAGUGCUACAGUGGAAUCCUGUAUCACCAUUGCCAAGGCAGCAACAGCAGCAGCAAUGCGUCAUACAGAGACAUCCUGGCAUACCUGGGCCUGGUGAAACACCCCCAGGUCAUGAGCUGCAUGUACAUCACCUUGUUCCUGGUCACCAUGCUCAUCAUCAUACGGCAGAACGAGUACUGCUGCCGGCAAGAUUUCCUGCUGAAGAAAAAGAACCGCACGGAACAGGAUGAGAUCGAGACCCGGGAGAACCUCAACCGACUGCUGCUGGAGAACGUGCUUCCGGCCCAUGUGGCCACGCUCUUCAUCGGGGAGAACAAAAAAAAUGAGGUGGGACUCCUCACAAACACUGUUUUCACUGAGAGGCACAAGGACCUUUACUACAAGUCGUAUGACUGCGUGUGUGUGAUGUUCGCCUCGGUGCCCGACUUCAAGGAGUUCUACACGGAGUGUGACAUCAACAAGGAGGGCUUGGAGUGUCUGCGGCUGCUCAACGAGAUCAUCGCCGACUUCGACGAGCUGCUGUCCAAACCCAAAUUCAGUGGGGUAGAGAAGAUCAAAACCAUCGGCAGCACCUACAUGGCAGCUGCUGGGCUCAGCGGCACCCCGGGGCAGGAGAGCAAAAGGGACAGAGACAAGCAGCAGGCACAGAUUGGGAUCAUGGUGGAAUUCGCCAUCGCCCUUAUCGGCAAGCUGGACGGCAUCAAUCGACACUCCUUCAACAGCUUCCGUCUGCGCGUAGGAAUCAACCAUGGGCCCGUGAUCGCGGGGGUGAUCGGAGCCAGGAAGCCCCAGUAUGACAUCUGGGGAAACACGGUCAACGUAGCCAGCCGAAUGGAGAGCACAGGAGAGCUGGGAAGAAUUCAGGUGACGGAGGAAACGUCCAUUGUGCUGCAAAUACUGGGCUACUCCUGCGAGUGCCGGGGCCUGAUCAAUGUCAAGGGCAAGGGCGAGCUGAGGACGUACUUCGUGUGCACCGACACAAGCAAGUCCCAGGGGCUGGGCCUGAGCUGAAGAGGGGCUGGGCCUGAGCUGAAGAGGGGCUGGGCCUGAGCUGAAGAGGGGCGGGGCCUGAGCUGAAGAGGGGCGGGGCCUGUGUCCAGAGAGGCUGCUGACAUGCCACAGGGACUGAAACAUUGGCGAUGGGGGGGUGGAAGGGGGGACGCGGAUAGACCCAUCUCGGACCUGGAGCAGGAAUAAUCAGCCUCCCAGGGCUCAUGCCUGCAUCGACGUCUUUAUCAAGCUUGCUAUCUGCAGAAGUUGGCUCUGAUAUUCCACACUCCUGGGAGGGACAUUUAUGACCCCCCCCCCCCCCAUUCAUCAAUACGUCAUUGUACAUACUCUUUGCAGACACCUCACUGCCGAGUAAUUUGUUCGGGCUGCUCCUCUUCGUUCCUCAUCCUGAUUUCUGAAUGUCUCUCUCUGUCCUGGUUCAGUGUUCAUGCUUAUGGUUCUUAGGAAAGAACAAGAUUAUUUAACGCAUCCGAGCCAAACAUUUUCAGUUUUUAACUAGGCAGCUUACACGCCGCGUGUUCUGCGUGUUCUAUUACUGUGUAAUGUGGAGGGUGGAGAUCAUGUGUCACGGGAAGGUUUCAUUAUCCGAAACAAACAAUCUUACUUUCUGUGUAUCAUACACACUUAGUUUUAUUAGACUAUUUUAAUUUUCAGAAAAACUACUUACAGUGUAUACAUUAAGAGAAGCAUGUCUUCAGGAAGCAGAGCUAAAUGCUUCUGGAAACUUCUGUAACAUUUUUAAUUUCUUUUCAUUCUUUUUUUUUUUGUUAGUUUUUUUUUUAUCCAGACACCUGGAGAAUUCAGUUCCACCUUGAUGCCUAAUUGUAUGUGAUGAGCUACAUGCUAACUCCAUGCUAAUACUUAUGCAUUUGAUUACUGUGAAUUGUGUUGUGCGUCUCACUGGCGUCCAGGUCAUUCCUGGCCUCCGCCCUCUCGGAACUUCAGACGAGGGGCCAUUUCUGUCUCGGCAGUACAGAGCAGCUCCUCUCUGCCCCUGUCCUCCUAUUCCAAUGAGGAUGCUGGUUUUUGGUGUAGUUUAGGUCUUAAUUAAUUGAGUCCCACUGAGCUGUGAUUCAUCCCUUGACAAAUGACUAAACAAAAAGCCACAUUAUGUGCCAGUAUUUUUCAUUUUGAAAAUGUUACAUUGAUAUAAACCAUAAACGUAAAGCCUUCAACUACUGUUAUUCAAAAGGAUUUCAAAUGAUGCAUCCAAUUAAUAUCUCAAUCAAACCUAGUUAAUGAUGAGCUUAGCUACUAAAAAGAUUGGGACCAGUUGGUCUAGAGCAGUGUUUCUCCACGCUGUCCUUGAGGAUCCCCAGACUGUCCACAUUUUUGAUCCCUCCCAGCUCCCAACACACCUGCAUCAGUGUUUCGGAUUGGCAGGGAACUAGCCGAGGACGGCGUUGGGAGACCCUGCUGUAGAGCAUCCGGACAGGUUGUAUUAUUACUGGAGUGGCUCUGAGCAGGUCCUGAGAAUGUAGCCAGCCCAUCCACUUUCUCUUGAGAUCAAUCAAUUUGUAUAACUGCUGGUUAUUGAUGAUAUUAGUUGUCACUUGAGACCACUUUUUAAUGUGACUGCUCUGAAGGGGGUGGGGGUGGGGGGCUGGUUCAGUAUAGCUGCCAAAGAGUGUGUGGUGAGUUCAAGGAACACUACUGUUUACUACUGCCACUGUUAUCACUCGGUGACUUUUAUUCAAUGUUGCCAUCUGUUUAGAGUGUGUGUAGGAUUUUUGCCGCUGUGCUGUAUAAUGCAGUCUCACUGAGGAACAAAUGACUUAAGUGUUUUUUUUUUUGUUUUUUUUUGUAUGGUGCCAUUAUGUAAUAAAUCAUUCUCCAAGGGU